Zalophus californianus (California sea lion) is the source of this 1721-nucleotide messenger RNA. It is a transcript of the gene PRKRA, whose product is annotated as protein activator of interferon induced protein kinase EIF2AK2. The coding region runs from base 146 to 1177 and encodes 343 amino acids. The record is from RefSeq and is a predicted model, not a curated record. Lineage: Eukaryota; Metazoa; Chordata; Mammalia; Carnivora; Otariidae. The transcript is spliced from 10 exons.
AGAGGGACGCAAGCUGGGAGGAAAGGGGGAGUCGAGGAGGCGGCGGCGGCGCUGGAGGGCUCCUCUCGGGGACCGGCCGACCCGGGGAGCGAGGAUAUCGCUCCGCACCACUCUUCCGCCUGCCGCCAAGCCGUCCCUUCUCGCUAUGUCCCAGAGCAGGCAUCGCGCCGCGGCCCCGCCGCUGGAGCGCGAGGACAGCGGGACCUUCAGUUUGGGGAAGAUGAUUACAGCUAAGCCAGGGAAAACACCAAUUCAGGUAUUACACGAAUACGGCAUGAAGACCAAGAACAUCCCGGUUUAUGAAUGUGAAAGAUCGGAUGUGCAAAUACACGUACCCACUUUCACCUUCAGAGUAACCGUUGGUGACAUAACCUGCACAGGUGAAGGUACAAGUAAGAAGCUGGCGAAACAUAGAGCUGCAGAGGCUGCCAUAAACAUUUUGAAAGCCAAUGCAAGUAUUUGCUUUGCAGUUCCUGACCCCUUAAUGCCUGACCCUUCUAAGCAACCAAAGAACCAGCUUAACCCUAUUGGUUCAUUACAGGAGUUGGCUAUUCAUCAUGGCUGGAGACUUCCUGAGUAUACCCUUUCCCAAGAGGGAGGACCUGCGCAUAAGAGAGAAUAUACCACAAUUUGUAGGCUAGAGUCAUUUAUGGAAACUGGAAAGGGGGCAUCAAAAAAACAAGCCAAGAGAAAUGCUGCUGAGAAAUUCCUUGCCAAAUUCAGUAAUAUUUCUCCAGAGAACCACAUUUCUUUAACAAAUGUAGUAGGACAUUCUUUAGGAUGUACUUGGCAUUCCUUGAGGAAUUCUCCUGGUGAAAAGAUCAACUUACUGAAAAGGAGCCUCCUCAGUAUUCCAAAUACGGAUUACAUCCAGCUGCUUAGUGAAAUCGCCAAGGAACAAGGUUUUAAUAUAACAUAUUUGGAUAUAGUGAGCUGUGGGGACCCAGCUGAAAGGAGCUGCCAGCUCUGUGACAGUGAUUCAUCAGUUGAUGAGAAGAACAUUUGUUUCCUGAGCUUAGAAGAACUGAGCGCCAAUGGCCAGUAUCAGUGUCUGGCCGAACUCUCCACCAGUCCCAUAACAGUCUGUCACGGCUCCGGGAUCUCCUGCGGCAAUGCACAGAGUGAGGCAGCUCACAACGCUCUGCAGUAUCUAAAGAUAAUAGCAGAAAGAAAGUGAGCCCGAAGCAACCCCAAAAGCCCUCGGUAGCACAUAAGAAAUCCCCCUUCACCCCUUUCCGAGUAAAACAUUUACUACACUUGAGUUUGUGUGGUGUUUCUAAAUUUCUUCAUAGCUUCCAUCAACACUCCAGGUUUAAUGAUCUCCUAGUAGUUAUUAAGCUCUUUUUAAUGGCUUCAACUUUGUAUUGGUAUACUGUAUUUAUAAACUUUGUACCAUAAGCAGAGUGUAGCACCCAGGUUACAAUGCCAUGUACAUACAGGGAAGAAACUGCAUGUUUGUUACUGAUGAUGAAGAUGAAGAUGUCAAAGAAACAAAACUGCUAGCAACAGUCGUCCUUACUGGUGCUUAACCUCUUUGCGCAAGGCUUUGUACAGGGAAUUCGAAGGAAGCCCCUUAGAGUUGGGAGGAACACGCUAACAAGCGUUUAUUGAAUGUGAUUAUUGAAUUUCAGGGAACAUGAUUGGUCUGCUGUGCAUUUGAAUCCAUGUAAUAAAGAGCUGUUGUUGUAACAGGUUCCACUCGUUUUAUUAAAGCAUUACUG